AUGGGCCAGCAUGUUAAGUGUCGUCAGAAAAUGAAAGCCCCCGACUCUUUCCGGAACCCUGGCUUCUGGUGCGACUUCCAUCGAGACCACGGUCACAAAACGGAGGACUGCGUCGCACUAAAGAUCGAGGUCAACGAGCUGCUUAGGAAAGGGCACCUCAAGGAGUUCCUUUCUGAGAAGGCCAAAAGCCAUCUAAGCAAGGAGACAACGGGUAAGCCCACUGAAGCUGCUACCGUCUCGCCACCGCGACAGGACCGAGUGAAACAUGUCAUUUCCAGUUGUUCGGUUAUCAGUGGCAUAAGCCAUGCAGCUGCGAAGAAAAGCACCUGGAACGCCAAGCACGGCCUAGAGGCAGCCAUGCCAAAACGCUUGCUCCUAGGAACAUACGAGAUAAGCUUCAUGGCCAAGGAGCAGGAGAGAGUUCUCACUCCGCAUCACGACGCCCUGGUUAUUUCGCUCACUGUAGCGAACUGCCUGUUAAAAAGGAUACUGGUAGAUAAUGGAAGCUCCGGCAACAUCAUCUUCCAGGCCGCAUACAAGGAUCUGGGGCUGGAGGAAGGCGCUCUAACUCAGAGGAUUAUCCCCCUUAUAGGGUUCAGCGGGGAAGUCAAGCAAACCACUGCAGAGGUAACCGUACCCGUAUACGCCGAAGGAAUCAACAUGUCAACCAAGUUCCUCGUGGUUGAUUACGAUUCGUCUUACAACAUGAUCCUAGGACAGCCCUGGAUCCACGAAAUGGGGGCCGUCCUCUCGACUCUUCACCAAAUGGUGAAAUUCCCAACACCCUGGGGCAUAAAGGCGAUCAGAGGGGAUCAGGAAUAUUACCGCUCUUGCUAUCAUACCACUCUGAAGGGAAAGACCAAGGUCUUAUAG
Messenger RNA from Brassica napus (rape), 873 nucleotides. RefSeq lists its product as uncharacterized. The coding region runs from base 1 to 873 and encodes 290 amino acids. The record is from RefSeq and is a predicted model, not a curated record. The transcript has a single exon. NCBI's taxonomy places the organism in Eukaryota, Viridiplantae, Streptophyta, Magnoliopsida, Brassicales, Brassicaceae.